CGGUUGUCAUGACAACUUUGUGUAUGAGUGCAUGUCAAACGAGUGCAAGAGUGUUUGAGUUGUUUACGUGCUAAACAGACUUUAGCUAACUUAGUUUGCUAUUCUCGGAUAACAAUGUAGGUUGAACUGUUUACACUGGAAUAUAAUGGUAAGAGAAAACAGAAGUUAGUGAAUGGUGCUCGUUUCUUCGCGGUCCGGUUAGUUCGUGCGGAAACAAGUCGCCGCCUUGCUAGCAGAGAAGGCUAGAAUGGCUCGCUAGCCGACUGAGCCAAAGCAAUGUCAAGUUAUAACCUUCCCCCGGUGCGGCAUUUGCCACAGUGGACCCGGUUCGGGCGCCUCGGGAAGCCCCGCUCUCCACGGCGCUUACCGGCGAACCAACUGCAGCCGCUGCCUGUUGUGCCGCCUGUGGACAGAGGAGUGGAGAGAGUAGAGCUGUCCUGUCACAGCGACAUGGACCCCCGCGUCGUGUCGAUGCAGAGAGAUAUCGAGUUCCUUCAGAAGCAACACAAGGAAACACUUGAGAAGCUCCAUGCGGAGAUAGAGUAUCUCAGGCGGGAGAAUAAAGAGUUGCAGUAUAAGCUGAUAAUGGACCCUCCCAAGUCAAGUAGAAAAGGAAUAACACACAGUCGACGAGGCAUUAGACCACCCACUCAGGGAAGUGAAGCCCAUAUGGGGCUCUACCUGGAGGAGGAGCUGCAGGACAUCCAAAGCAAUGGAGAGGAAAUUCUGGGAUCUGCCAGGCAGGACCAUGGCUCUGAGGUGAAGGGGGGCCUCAUCACAUCAUUACAGCCUCUACGAAUUCACAGCAGUCCCUCCCAUCCACCCCGCGCUCCCACACUACAGGAGUGUGAGGUCAUCAUCCGGCAGCUCUACAAUGCUAACAGUUUACAGUCUCAGGAAAUUAUACGUGUGAAGGCUUUGCUGAGAGAUAUUGUUUUGAGCAAGAAAAUCACCCCAGAAAACUACAUUCUGACCAAGGCCUACCUUGUUGAUGGUACUCGCAAAACUUCAGAAGAAAAGAAAUUUCCAAAACUUGGUCUUCAAACAUUUCCAGAAAGGGGGUCUGGACCCUCUCAGUCUGGGGUGGUCCUCCCAGCCCUCAAACAGAGCCUCAGCUCCACCAUUGCAGAAAGACAGAGGAGGACCCGGGCUGUGCAGAGAGACCGUUUCAAAAGAAUGGUGCAGUGACAUGAUCAAAACUACCACAGCUUCACCUACAUCCAUCUCAGGACUUGGGCUUCUCUGGCUGUUCUGAAAAACCUUAAUCACAAAAACUGAGUGUACUCUAUGGAAUAAAUUCCAUAUGAAGUA
This is a messenger RNA of Micropterus dolomieu (smallmouth bass), 1311 nucleotides long. RefSeq lists its product as uncharacterized. NCBI's taxonomy places the organism in Eukaryota, Metazoa, Chordata, Actinopteri, Centrarchiformes, Centrarchidae. The record is from RefSeq and is a predicted model, not a curated record. The transcript is spliced from 7 exons. The coding region runs from base 277 to 1188 and encodes 303 amino acids.